Molecule: messenger RNA, 3199 nt
Organism: Cottoperca gobio
Lineage: Eukaryota; Metazoa; Chordata; Actinopteri; Perciformes; Bovichtidae
Exons: 7
Coding region: 213-2480 (755 amino acids)
Source: RefSeq, a predicted model, not a curated record
CGUGUUCAGCUGUUUAAACUGUGUUUCCUGUGUUUGUUAGCAGUAGUUUGGUUCAGCUCCGGGUCUCUUCACCAGCACAGGACCUUAGCUAGCUGCACGUUAGCUAACAGGAACGGUGCUGCCUCUCCCACGCUCUCUGUUAGCGUUGAGUUAGGAGGUCCUCUGUUACCGUGGAGACCGCUGUUACCAGGGAGGACCACACUAAGGUCGCCAUGGCGAACAAGACGGAGCUCGAAGCCUCAGACCAAACCUCUCCUGAUGAAGAACUCACAAAGCCCGCUGGCCGUCGUCCCCGCCGCAGAGCCGCUGCCACCACCCUAGGUAGACGGGGUCAGAGAGGAAAGAGGCGGGGCCCCGGCGAUAAAAGGUGGGGUCUGAAGGAGAAGAAGCGGGGCCAGGAAGAGAAGAAGGAGGGCGUGACGGUGAAGAGGACUUGCAGCGAUGGGAAGCGGCGGUGGGAUAAGAAGCAUUACUGCGUGUUCUGUCGGCGACCACAAGUGAAGAUCGCUCGUCACCUUCUGAGGAAACACGGCGACCAACAGGAAGUGGUGGCCGCGAGCAAGCUGCUGACGGGCUCCAAACAACGGCACCUGCUGUUGGAGCAUUUACGCUGCAGGGGCAACUACAUGCACAACAUUGAGGUGAUCAGACAGGGCACCGGAGAGAUCGUCCCGUGGCGUCAGCCCUCAGAGGAAGUUGAUGCGAGGAACUACCUUCCCUGCCCACUCUGCCUCGGUUUUUUCCUUCGCGCUGAUCUCUGGAAACAUCAGGCCUCCUGUCGUAAGAAGAUGACCUCUGACCCCGCUGCAGAGACGACCUCUGACCCCGUGAAGGACACGUCCUCUGACACCACGGGUAAGUUGGCUGGUGAUCCAGCAGACAUCAGGACUGACAAAUCCACAGAGGACACGCCUUCUGACCCCUCAGGAGACACAACAGAGCAGACCAGGACCAACCGGCCCGUGACCUCUGACCCCAGUGUAGAUCAGAACGUGACCUCUGAUCCUGAGGCGGACCGGCCCAGGAAGCGCAGCAGGGUCCAGGCUGCAGCGUCCCGCCUCCUUCCCAUUUCGAGCGGAGCGUCUGAGAGCUGCAGCGAAGUCCUGCAUCGCAUGAACCAGGACCAGGUCUCGCACCAGGUAAAAUCUGAUUGGUUGAUCUGUAAAUACGGAAACAAGUUGAUGGGGAACCAAGAUGGCAGCCAGAGGAGGUACGACUACGUCAGUCAGAAGCUGAGGGAGCUCGGCAGGUUCCUCCUCGCUGCUAAAUCUUUGGACUCUGGUGUCCAGACCCUCCAGGACAUCCUGGCUCCGGGGCGCCUCAGCCUGGCGCUGACCGCUGCCAGAAAGGCGUCUGGAUACCGGUGGAGCCGGCCUCCACUGGCGGUGAAGACCACGCUGAAGACGGUUUGUGAAAUUGCCAUCGGAGAGAGUCUGCAGGACGGAGACUGGGAGGCUGCAGCCAAGACCACCGACUUCUACCACCUGCUGGGGAAGGAGUGGGACAACCUGGGACUGCUGAACCCCGACCCCGACACAGCUAAACUGAAGAAACCAAGAAGUGCAAAGUGUGACGAGCAGUCUGACACAAGACCAGAGGGGUCCACUACAUGGUUCUGUUUGACGUCUCUCUACCUGUCUGUAGUUCCAUCACAGAGCAGUAACCGACCGGUGACCUCCAUGAUUCCUCCAGAGUCCAGGCUGCAGACACCUGCCACAGUCCCUGUGGCUCCCAGGAAGGUCCGACGUCGCCCAUGGUCGUCUGCAGAGAAGGAAGCGGUCUGGAGACAGUUGGGAGUCCACGUGCUUGUCCAGUCAGUACCGGGGAAGGAGGUCUGUCAGCGCUGUCUGGACCUGGAGCCUGUCCUCAGAGGGCGACACUGGAAAGACAUCAAGAACCAGGUCCACAACCAGAUCCAGAGCCAAAAGAAGCAGCAGUUCCAUGCCCAGAUGGACCUUCAGGAGAACCAGGACCAACAACCAGACCAAAUCCAAAACCAGAAGAAGCAGCAGCAGCAGUACCAGGCCCAAAUGGAUCACCAGGACCAGGACAACAUUCAGAACCAGAAGAAACAUCAGUACCAUACCCAGUUGGAACACGAGAACCACGUUCAAAUUCACAAAAAACAGCUGUGCCAUGCUAGACUGGACCACCAGGACCACCUUCAGAUCCAUAAAAAACAGCUGUACCAGAUGGGCGAGCAGACCCAGGGUCUGCAGACCGCCCUGGAUCGGGACACUUCUAUGCUGACGGGUACACCUUAUCGAGCCCCUGGACAGUCCCUGCUGGAGCGGGACCCCACAUAUCUUCCACACAGGACUCUGGGGCCUCACAUGGACCAGCUGCUGUCCAGGACAGAGUGGGCUGACGAGUCUUUGGCACAGCAUUACUCCGUCAGCAGGCAACUGGAAAGGAACCUGCUCCAGGACGCAACCCAGGGACAGCCGCCCAACCCUCACUCUGGACAUGUCCUCUUCUGAUGGACACUGAGCACUGAUAACGAAGCAUAAGGCCUUUAAAGUGUUUUUCUACUAAUGGGGACAAUUUCUUUAUUGGUCCAGUAUUGAGCGAGAGCGCUGCAGCGUAAUCCUGUCGGGCUAAAGCUUUUAUUCCUCUGUAGGUCGUCAGACACGGAGAAUAACAAUCUGAGCUCUCGGAACACUUUUAGUGGACGUUGAUGAAGUCUUACACUGCAGCGCUCUCUCUCAAUACUCGUCCCCAUAAGUCACUUAGAAAACACGGUCCAGGCUGGAGAAUACCAGUUCCCCUUUAAGUCCUCCACUACAAAAACUAAACAACCCGUAAUUUAAAUGUGUUUUAUUUAUUUAGCCAUACUGAUAUUUAAAAGUCACCACAUGUAAAAGUAUAUCGAUAUUAUCUCCACUCUUUCCAUUACUGUCUGUCCCACAGCUGAACUCGGUACCAGUGUUUGUCCCGGUGGAGUGUGUAACCACGUGUGUCUGAAACGUUCUGGUUAGUUCCUGUAGUGGAAAAUAUGCUCAACAAUUAACCAUAUCUUUUUUUAAAUUGCAAUAUGGACUCGUGCAAUAUCCAAAUUGCUAAAUAUCUGAAUUAAGUAUUGUGUUCUAUCUUUGUUUGGUACAGAUCCUUUUUUUUCAAUGGAAAUAAUGAUGCAAAAAUGUUGUGAAUCAUAUUCCGAUAUCAGUCAAGACAAAAAACAAAUGUCCGAUAUGUGUAA